GAUGCAGCAUCCCAAAACGAGGGGACGCGCUGAAACUUCUCGCCGGGCGCUGUUAGGCAUGCGGGGGCGUUGGAGAGGGGAAACGCCGCGUUUGGAGCCCCCCUGCUGCAAGGCAGACGCAUUCGGCUCCUCGUUUCUCUCUCCUCUCUUCGUUCCCGCGUGGAGAGGGAGAGGGAGAGGGAGACAGGGGAGCGCCCUCCUCUUUCCUGCCAAGAAACCACCAUUUUUUUUUAUACGGAUUUCCCCCAAUCUUCUCGCCGAUUUCCCACGCAUUUCCUCGCCUUUUUGGUGGAUUCGAUUCUCCGGCGAGGUUCUCCCACUGGUUGAAGCAUCGGCGCCGCAGGUAGGAUUCGAUUCCCCCCAAAUCCAAGUUCCACUUUUCCCUGUGCAAUCAACCAUUGAUACAUUGGAAAUUCUGCAAGAGGUGUGGUUGCUGCAUUGGCGACACACGAAUUCGCAUCCGUUCUUCCUUCCCAAGGAAGCUCCUUAUACAGAUCAAAGUUUCUUGGGCAGAGUUGCGGCAUUGGCGUGACAAAGUUCCAGUAUUUUCUGUGCUGCGUGAUUCAUUGAGGAAGCACUGCCACCUGUAUGUGAAACUUUGAUCAGAAAUGGCUGUGAAAACCGGCUCAGGAUCACAGGACUUCUGGCACCGGUUCUGCCCCAUGCUGUCCUACGCUUGUGGCGAGCUUUGUGUAAUCAUACUGCUAUACGUGGCGGCUUUGGCAUCACAUGCAGCGACAAGGCUGGCGCGCAUCUGCGGGCUCAAGGCGCCAUGCAUCUUCUGCACAAGGCUUGACCAUGCCCUCCAUGGCAAGGCAUGGUUCUCUGCGGAUUUAGUUUGCUUCGCGCAUGGCUUGGAGGUCUCAUCUUUGGCUUACUGCAAGAGCCAUGAACAGCUUGCACGCUCUGAUGGUCUCUGCAAAACAUGCCUCCUUGCAUGCACAGCGGUAGGUGCCAGCGAGGAGGUUAACUCUAGCUCCAGAUCGAGGUCAAGAAGGUUGUGUUCUUGCUGUUCGGAGCUAUUCAAGAAUACUCGCAAUGCGCAGAAGCAUUCUGAAACUGCUAAUGCUGCGGAGUCUUGGGAUACUGUAUGCGGUUCAGAGGACAUUAACCCGAGGAGUCAAGUUUAUGCAAGUGACAACAUGGUUUCCAUGACAUCCAGGGUAGUACCUGAACAUGCCCCUGCAGAUCAUCAAAAAGAAAAGACUUUUGUGGUGGGUAUUGAGGAACUUCAUGAAUCAGAUGGUUCACCAGGUUCAGAUGGACAGUCUAGAAAGGACACUGGCUCUUCUGCGAAUGGUGGGACAGCAAAGCCAGCGACCUAUAGAUCUGCUGCACCGACACGCAUUGCUGUCGACCGCAACGGCAGUGUAAAAAGUGCGUACGUUGCUAGGGUCAACUUGACAUCUCCUCGGCCAUCAGAAAUCAUCUCUGCCAGGGAUAGCAAUUCAACAACUCAGCAAGAAGUGAAGGCACUCCUUUCUCAGAUUUCUUCUGCAAGGGGCCUUGACAGUUGUUCGAGUGAAGGGACUCCUAGCCCCAGUAUCAACGUUGAGAAUGAAGAAAGCAAUACUACGAGCAAGAAACCAUCUCUUGACAGGAAUUAUUCCGUGCUCGAACCUUCAGAUGGGAGCCUCACCGACGAUGCUGAAGGGGAAUGUUCUCUUGAGAAUGUAAAGAAGCAGCUCGAGCUCAACAAGAAGUCAAUGGCUGCUCUUUACAAAGAGCUUGAGGAAGAAAGGAGUGCUUCAGCGGUUGCGGCUAGCCAGACGAUGGCCAUGAUCAAUAGGUUGCAGGAGGAAAAGGCUGCAAUGCAGAUGGAAGCACUGCAGUACCUAAGGAUGAUGGAAGAGCAGGCUGACCAUGACCACGAAGCAAUACAGAAUCUACAUGAUUUGCUUACAGAGAGGGAGAAAGAAUUACUUGACAUGGAUGCUGAACUAAGAAACUGCCUGAAGCUCCUAGAGAGCGAGCCAUUCAAUGAUGCGAGAUUCGAUGCUACUAAUACAAUGAACAACACAAUAGAUGACAGAAGUCUGGCAUUUGAAGUCAUGAAUGGCAUGGAUUUUGUGAGGAGCACCAUGUCGCAUUUCGAAGAUGAAAAGGCACACAUUUUGGAAUCCUUGAGCAGAUUGGAGGAAGAUCUCGGCAUUUCCACAAACAGACUUGCUUCUGAUAAUGCCAAAAUUAGUCAAGAGGACAUACUGUUCGAAGACCAUACAAGAGCUGAUGGUCAGGAACACAUCAGUCGUGAAUCAACUUCAGCUCAGCAACGUGAAGGACAUGAAAUGUUUGACGACAACAAGGAUAAAUUUUCAUGUUCUCCUUCACAAAAUGACAAGAUGAGUGGUGUAGCAAGUCUUAAGAAUGAAAUUUCACUGUUGAGCACAAGACUGAGGGCACUUGAAGCUGAUCAGGAGUUUCUCAAGCAGGUAUUGAGUUCCGUCCAAUGUGGCAGUGAUGGACUGCAGUGUAUACAGGAGAUAACCAGCCAUUUAGCAGAGUUGCGAAGAGUUGUGACUUGACGAAAAAAGGUUUUGCCUCGAGUUCACACUAUUUGGUCAUGAGAUCUUCUCAUGCAGAGAUAUACAAGCUAACGAUGGUGCUUCCAGUAAGUGCCCGUAAUGCCAUCCAUCUGAAAUUGUAGAUACUUGGAGAUGGAUGCCAUUGCAGGAGCACCAAUGUUCUUCACUUGGGAUCUGACUCAAUGUGGGAGAGAAAGGCAUACCUGACCACAAUUUUCCAUGUCUUGCACUUGAGUUUUCAAUCGACCUAGCUGGCCCAUUGUUGCAGAUUACUGAAACAGAUAAAACAUCUCUUGUAUGUGACAUAGUGGUUGUUGAGAUUAGGAGCAAGUCUGUAACAGUAAAUGUAACAAACCUUGAUGGUUCUUGACAAGAGGAGUUAAAUUGUACAUGAUACA
Setaria italica (foxtail millet) is the source of this 2923-nucleotide messenger RNA. RefSeq names its product myosin-binding protein 1. The record is from RefSeq and is a predicted model, not a curated record. Bases 609 to 2525 code for a protein of 638 amino acids. The transcript is spliced from 3 exons. Gene Ontology annotation, molecular function: myosin binding. NCBI's taxonomy places the organism in Eukaryota, Viridiplantae, Streptophyta, Magnoliopsida, Poales, Poaceae.